This is a messenger RNA of Drosophila biarmipes, 12437 nucleotides long. RefSeq names its product mucin-17 (gene Bicra). NCBI's taxonomy places the organism in Eukaryota, Metazoa, Arthropoda, Insecta, Diptera, Drosophilidae. Gene Ontology annotation, biological process: positive regulation of DNA-templated transcription. Gene Ontology annotation, cellular component: SWI/SNF complex. The transcript is spliced from 9 exons. Bases 1093 to 10161 code for a protein of 3022 amino acids. The record is from RefSeq and is a predicted model, not a curated record.
CUGUGUUGGUCAGCCGCCUAUCGACCUAUCGAUUCGGGCAGUCGAUAAUAGGAACUCGGAGUGCAGCAAAAGUGCGGGAAAUCUCCGGAAAUGCUUUAACUAACGAACCCUUUGCUCCGCGAGCGUUGACAGCCGUCAGAUUCGUGCACAGUGUAUCUGCCCAAUGUUCUUGUCAAUUGUUGUGUGAAACUAGCCAGUUUGACCGUUUCCUUUUGGUUUUUUUCUUCUCUACCUCUUCGUGCGCGAGGGAGACGGAAGCAGUCCCCAGCAUUCGCAUUCACCAUUUUCUCCCGUCUUCGCUUUUCCCUUUGUUUGCGGCGGCGGCGCUCGUUUUACGGCCGUGCAAAUCGAAUAAAAUCGGCGAAAAUCGAGCAAAAAAUAGCGCAAAGUGCAGCUGCCCCGGGCGGCAAUGUAAAUAAACAAGGCUCGCAUGAGCAGUGCCUCGAUAAGCCAGCAAAAUGCGCGUAAAAGGCGAGAAUCAGUGACGAAAACAACAACUACGUGCUGCUGCGUUCAUUGACGUGACGCGCGAGCGUGUGUGUGUUCGUGUGUGUGUGUGUGCUGGCUGCUUCCGUGUGUGUGUGAGUGGUGUGUGUCAAAAAAGCGUUUUUCAAACAACGAGCCAGCAACAAACAAAUCACCACAACACGUCACAAAUUGCAACAGAAUCCGAAGCAGCAACACCUUAAAUCAAAAGAGCCCCCCAGCAACAGCAAUAACAACAAAAUCAUCAUCUGUCGUGUUCUCACAGAGUGGGAAGAAGAAGAAGAAUAAGAAGGAGGAAUAGCGUGAGAGAAGGAGAGAGGGGGCAAAAAGAAAGUCAACAGUCGCGUGUGAAAUGAAAUUCGAAAAAUGUCAGCGUGUGUGUGUGUUGAGUGUAUAGAAUUGAGUAAGAAGCAGCGCGGCAAAAGGAAAUAAGCUAAAGCCAUAGCAUGAAAAGGAACUACCAGCAAUCGGCAGCAGCAGCAACAACAACAAACAACCAAUGAAGCAGUCAAAUUUGGCAUAAUUUGCAUUGGCCGACGUUUUUGUCUCUAAAAGCCCCCCAAAAAAAAACCACCACACAACACAAGCAGCACAAAUCUUUUGCCAAUGAGUCGCAGACAGUCAUUGGAUCGACCAGGAAUAUUGUCUCCUCCGGGUCCGUUUCUGACGCCCAGUCCAUCGCCAUCGAUCUCAGCUAGCCCUCGUCUUCAGCCAUCGCCAUCGCUCUCGCCGUUCCCACAGGAUGUGGUGCUCGUAGCCGGUGGCAGUCAAGUAAACGCCAACAGCAAUCCCCAGGAACACGAGCGCAAGGCGGCGACGCCUGGCAGGAGACAGUCCAUCCACCAGUUCACCAAUGGCAGUCCCAAUGCUGGAACCGUCGUCUUCCAGCCGAGCCCCUCACAAUCGCCGGCCGCUGCCACGACGGUCAUCGGCGUGACCAGUGGUGGCCUGAUAGCCACCGCCGCAGGAGGAACUGGAGCCGGCUUAGGUGCCGGUGUAGCAGGAGGAGCUGGUAGCAGUGCCGGAGUGGGAGUGGGUGUCACACUGCAUGGAAAUGCCAUUGGGAACGAGCUGAAUGCCACUCUGGUGGGUUCCAAUAAUAUCCAGCUCAAUAAGAAGGGCACCAAGCGGGCAACCCAGCAGCAGCAGCAGCAACAACAGCAACAGCUGGGCCACCAGAUCUUCAGCAGCGCCGUUGCACCCACCUCGAUCAGCAGUGCGACUGCGGUGGCAGCCGGCGGAGGAGGCUAUGGACAGUUCAAUGCCACCGCCAUCAGCACGCCCACCUCGUUUGCCACCUCGGUUGGCAGUGUGGUCACCAGCAGCGGCGCCAAAGGUCCGACGAAGGGUCAGAAGGGGCAGCAGCAGCAGCAGCAGCAGCACCAGCAGUUCCAGCACUACCAGAGCAGCAGUCCCCUGAUAGCGGACAGUCCCAUCCCGAGUCCCAGCGGCGCCAUAGCAGCGGCUGCGAUUAAGCCUCCAACUCCGCAGCCCCAACCCAUGCAGAUGCUGCCCCAGCAGUUCACCAUCUCGCAGCAGCCGCAGCAACAGCAGCAGGCGCAGCAGGUCUUCCAGUUUAUCCAGGGACCGCAGGGCCAGCUCAUAGCCACCACGCAACAACAACAGCAGCAACAGCCCAUCCAGCAGCAGCAGCAGCAACAACAACAGCAGCAACAGCAACCACAGCCUCUCCAGCAGCAACAACAUCGAUUCGUUAGCAAUGCCGGAGUCACAAUGCCAACCGGCAAGACCGGCAAGGCACCGCAACAAAUCCUGCCCAAGCCGCAGCAGGAGCUGCAGCAGCAAAAGAAGGGCUCGACCGCAGGUGGAGCGCAGAUCUCGCAGUCGCCGCAACAAACUGGCCAGGCCAACAAUCCCACCCAACAACAACAGCAGCAGCAGCAGCAACAGCAGAUCCUGCUACCUGCAACCACCAACCAGCAGUUGCUCCUCAACCAGAUGCCCGUGCUGGUGCAGCAGAAUCCGCAGGGCGUGCAGCUGAUCCUGCGUCCGCCCACGCCCCAGCUGACGACCACGCCCUCUCUGGUCAUCCAGCAGAAUGCCCGGGGACAGCCGCAGCUGCAGACGCAGCCGGCCCAGCAGCAACUGCUGCGGAUAGUGGGCACCAAUGGAGCGACCAUGCAGCUGGCUGCCGCGCCCACCUUCAUUGUGUCCUCGCAGGCGAACCUUAUCCAUCAGACGGCGGCGGGUCAGUUCCAGAGCGCCAUCAAGACGGGCACGCAGCUCACGGGUCUGCAUGCGGCCCUAGCACAGGCACAGGCCCAGGCGCAGGCGCCACGAUCUCAGCCGUUUGCCACGACGGCCACGUUGAACACCCAGCUCCUCGGCCCAAGUGUGGCGGCUCAGCUGCAGAACCUGCAAUUGGCGGCUGCCCAAAUCCAAAUGCCCAACGGCCUCACCGCGAUCUCCCAGCUACCAGCUCAUCUGCAGCAGAGCUUGGGUGGAGCCACCAUCAAUCUGAAUCAGCUGAAUGGGGCGCACUUGCAGCAGAUAGCCAAUGCUUUUCAGACGCCGCAGGCUCCCGGAACAAACAACGGCGGAGGUGCGAGCACGACGGCGGAGCUCUUUACCCAGUCGUCGCCAGCGCAUGUGCCGCUGGCCGUCACCCCGGAGCCACUGCGUCAACCGACGCCGGUGCCCAUGAUGCAGCAGCAACAGCAGGCGGCGAUGGCCACCAUCCAGUUGCAGCAGCAGCAGCAACAACAGCAGCAGGCGCAGAUCCAACAGUUGCAGCAUCAAUUGCAGCAAACGCAGUCCCAGGUGCAGCAGGCCCAGCAAUCUGUCCAGGCGACCACUGUUCCAGAGCCGAAGAAGAAGCCGCGACCGCGCAAGAAGAAGCAGGCGCCAGCAGCAGCAGCCCCAACUCCAGCAGCAGCCGCACCCGCUCCUUCAGUGGCGCCCGUCGAGGUGAGGCCACCGACACCCCAGAAGAUAGUCAUUGCGGCCACGCCCACGCCACCGCAAGUAGUGCGCUCCAAGUCGCCUUCGCCACCACCAACGACAAUCCAGCGGAGUAGCAACGGAAAGUUGGAUCUCGGCGAUGUGAUGAAGUUCUGCGGCAUCACUGGCGACGACGACGAUGACGAGGACUACGGCAUGGGCUUGGACACUGGGCUAGCAACCGAACCCGAGCCAGCGACUCAAGCCCAGGCGACUCCCAGCAGCGGAACAACGACGGCAGGCAGCAGCGGCGACAUCAUGAUCUCCAUACCGAACCAAAACGGCAGCGAUGGCCUGCCCUUCACCCUGACCAUUCCCGCUCCGCAGCCCCAGUCCUCGACGGCCUCGCAAUCGGGAAACGAAUCAGCCACCGAAAUACCAAAUAUCCUCAUCAAGAUCGAUCCUAGUGCGGAGGCGGCGGUGCCGCCGUUUGGUCUGUCCACUCCGCGGCUGCCCACAGCCGAGGAGAUCCAGAAGCAGGCGCAGCAGCAUUUGGCGCAACAGGCGGCAGCAGCUGCAGCGGCGGCGAAGGCGACCACCACUGCCACACCGACCAUAAACAUAAGCCUGCCCAGCAUGACGCUGCAGCCGCAGGUGACUCCGGCACCCAUGGCAACGCCCAACCCGGCGCCAACUUCCAACCCCGUGUCCACAACGGUGGCGGUGAAGCCAAGGAGAAAGCCUGCGGUGCGGAAGAACGCCAAGAAACCGGAAGUAAUCACCAGCAGCAGCGGCAGCACCAUGAUCUCGUCGAGCAGCGGCACCACCACCACGAUCAGCAGCAGCACCAGUACCAUCCUAAGCAACAGCCAACCCACCACUGUGAACACCAUCACGCUGACCACGCCCACUCCCGCCACGAGCAGCAGCAAUUCCACACUGAUGCUGACCCACGGAACGCCGACGGCUGUGCCGAGUCAGAUUGGCAACAUUCAGAUCUCACAGGUGCACAAUCAUCACCAGUCCGCCCUGCCGGUGAGCAGUGCGGUGGAGAACAAGAUCCAAAUAAUGCCGAUCCUUCCACCGGGAGCAACGGUGAUGGGGGGUACACCGGGAGCGGGGUCCCAUGCGCCCACCUCCCAGUCCACCCAGUUGGUAUUUCAGCCAACGGUUCCCUCGGUGGCCCCGACGAUCAGUACGGAAUCCACAGGGUUCAAGUUGUCCAGCGAUGGUCGACAGAUGCAACUGGUUGCCAUACCGCAGGCCACUCCACCGCCGACGACAGCCAGUACCGCCCAGCCAGCGGUCUCUACGACGCCCACGCCGGCCCUAACCGCCGGUGGAGCCACGAUUCUGCCACCUCAGUUAACUGGAAUGCCCGCCAAUGUAUCGGUUUCAGUGGGAUCUCCUGCAUCGGCUGCGGCCCUGGUUCCACAGCUCACUGGUAGCCUCACGCUCACCGUGUCCGAGCAAUGCGAGCGACUGAUUCUGCGACAUGAUCCCAACAAUCCGCAGGACCAUCAAUCGCAGCUCAUCCUGCAGGCACUGCUCAAGGGUGCCCUGCCCAAUGUGACCAUCAUCAAUGAGCCGACGCGCGUGGAUCCCAACAAGCAGCCAACGCCGAUGUUGCAAUCCCAACAGCAAGUCAUCCAAAUCCCCCAGCCAGUCGCUCCACCUCAGACCAUCCUGCAGCAGCAACAGGCGCAACCCAAGGUUUCAACAGCUCCCAAAAUAGAAGUUAAAGUGGCCAACAAUAGAAAAAUGUCAGGACAGGGAGCACAUACCGCCAGCAGUAUGUUGGGGAUGACGAGCACCACAACCACCAUGUCGACGAUGAAACCACCGGCCACAAUGCCCGCCAAGCAGAACGAAGUGAUGUCCUUCCCGCCUCUGCCGCUCAACUCGCAGGUUCUCAUCCAGCAGCAGCCACUGAUCCCCGCGCAGCUGCAGCCCCAGUUGCAACCGGUCACCGUGCCCGUGAGCCUGCCCACUCAGCCUGCAACCAUCUCCGUGCCAAUACCCUCGCCGGCGCCUGCUCCGCAACUGGCCAACAGCGGACAGCAGCGCUACAUAGCCCUGCCGCCUAUCGAUCCCACCACUCAGCAGUUGUUCUGCCUGAACAGCGUGACCAAUCAGAUCACGGCGAUGAGCGCGGGCCAAACGGCAGCUUCGAUUGGACCCACAGAACGCCUGCUCAUUGCCCCGGCCGGGAUAAAUGCCCAACAGCUGGCCCAGUGCCUGCAGUUGGGACAACUCCAUUUCAACGAUGUUAAUCCCUUGCCCACCCAGCAGCAGCAGCAGCAGCAAGUGGCGGUCAGUGGUGCCUCAUCGUCGAUGGCACUUUCUAUGCCACUGCGACCUCAGCCCCCGCAGCAGCAGAUCGUGCAUCCCAUCCAGCCGAUCAGUAAUGGCUUGGCCAUCACCACAACGGCCAGUACCACACUGACCACGACCACGAGCACCACCUCACUUACCACGGUAACCAAGCAGGUGGCCAAUGUGGCGCCGAUAAUCGAUCAAAGCAAGGCGAAACUGGAGCCGGCCAAGGCAGCCACCAGUGGUGCUGCUGGUGGAGCGGUGGUCAAAAAGAAACCGGUGCGGAAGCCCAAGGCGACGCCGACGAAUGCCUCUGAGCUGGCAAAUCUGAAGAACGCCAGCGUGGUUAAGCCGAUGCCAAAGUUGGACCCCCUCUCGCAGAAGCCCAACAAUAAUCCGGUGCAGAUUGUCCAACCGAAUGUGGCCAGUGGCAAACAGAUGAUUGUGGUGGGCAGCUCCAGUUGCACAACAACCACCACGACCACGAUGAGCGCCAGCAUCCAGCCCUUCCAGACGACGAGUGGCACCAAGUUGGUGGGCGUCACGGUGCCCAUGCAGCAGCAACAACCGUCGGGCACGGCGGCGAUAUUGCAACAGCAGCAGCAACAGAGGACGAGCUUCAGCUUGACGGCCACCACGGUGGCUACUCCUGCUCCAAUGCCAUCUCCAACAGUGGCUUCUGGAGUCAGCCAACUGCAAUUGCAGCAGCAGAUGCCACCCCAACAACAACAGCAGCAGCAGCAGCAGCAGCAGUUGCAAGCCCAACAGCAACAAUUGCAGGCUCCCAAGCAACAACAGCCGCAACCGAACACUGUGUCCCGGGUGCAGACCAUCCAACUAACACCACAAAUGCAACAGGUUUUCAAGCAGGUCCAAAUGCAGAUCCAGUUCCUCACAAUAAAGCUGCAGAACAAAACGACCUUCCUGCCCGUCUCCCCGGAAAUCGAUCCAGCAACUAUUGCCGCCUACAACAAGCCGAUGACCGAUGCGGAAAUAAAUCUGGCACUGCAGCGACUCUUUGCCGAGCAGCACCGAAUCCUGGCCUCCGGCAAGGAGGUGCCCACUCCGGAGGGCAUGUUGCCGACGGCCAACGGAAGUGGAGGAUUUACGCUGAUGCCACAGGCGGUGCAACAGCAGCCGCAACAGCAGCCUCAGUUGCAACCGACGGUCUCUGAGCCAUUGAAGACUAUCGUGCCUGCCAAUGUGGUGCAGCCCAACAACCAUUCAUCCACCACAGCAGCCGGAGCAGCCGCUGGCGGUGUCGCAGCUACUCCCAAUGCCCAGCAGAACAUAACGCAGCGGAUACACAUCUAUCCCAUGCAGCACCAGCAGCAGCAGCAACAGCAACAGCAGCAGCAGCAACAGGCGGGCAACAAACAAAAGCAGGUGCAAUCCAAACCGCAGCAGGAGCAACAAUCACAGCUGCAAAUAAAACCCAAAGAGCCGGCCAACAGGAACAAAGCCAAUAAUACCCAGCAGCUGCAACAAAGCCCACAGCAACUGCAGCAACAGCCACCCAACGGAAGCAUCAAUAUGUUACCACAAAAAGUAAACAUGCUGCCCGUUGUCCAGCAGCAACAGCAACAACUACAGCAGCAGCAGUCGCAACAGCAGCCAGCAAUGCUCAACAAAAGCGGACCACCACCGCUGAUCUUCUCCAGCUCCACCAAUCUGCUCAACAACAGCAACAGUAGCAACACUCUCACUAGCAACUCUGUAAUGCAGGUGAACAGCAUGUUGCCGCUGCCACCAUUGCAACCUCAACAGCAGCCGCAGCAGCAGCAGUUACAGCAGCAGCAACAGCAGGCAACACCAAUCCUGCCACCAGUAGCUGCAUCAAUGGGUGUGGGACUUGGAGUGGCGCCAGGACCGAUUGGAAAUCUGGUGCCAACACUGCCGAGCAUACCGAGCCUGCCCCUUUACAUGCCAAACAAAAUGGACGAAAUGCCAACGCAGAAACCCAAAAUAGCACGCCUCUCCUUAUUCGUGCGCCAACUGGAGGUCGACCAGGAGAGCUGCCUGAAGCCGGACUACGUCAAGCCCUUCCGCACCAAGGACGAGGCGGUUAAGAGGCUCAUCAGGUACCAUUGCAUGCAUGAAAACGAUGUGGAGUUGCCGUCCGACGAGGACGAGGAGUUUGAGUCCACUGCUCUGGGAUUCCAGGACAAGUUCAGACAGCUUAAUGGCAAGUUCCAGGAAAUACUAAUGCAGGAAUCAACGUUACCACAUCGCACCUCGGAGCUGCUGCAAAUGCAACAGCUGAUGAUCGACGAUCUCAAGGGCGAGAUCAACGAAAUUCGCACCGCUGAAAAGGAGCUGGAGCAGCAGCUGAAGGAGGAGCAGAAUAGCGAGAAAACAACGCUGGCCAGCGAACUCCAGCCAGAGGCUAAGGUGAAGGAGGAGAUUAAACAGGAACCGAUCGAUAAGUCAGCCCAUCCGGACGGCGUGGUGGACAAGUUUGAUUUGUUGAAAAACAGCGCUGAUGUCAACAAGGCAUUCAGCAAGUCGCAGCCACAGCAGAGUGCGACAGUGAAGCUGGAGGAAAGCAACGAAGCUGGCGAAGCCACAGUUAAUGGAUCUGUGAAGAGCGAGGGUCAGGACAAGGAGUCAUCGUCGAAGUAUAUCAAAAAAGACUACGACAAUUUCGAUAUCGAGUCUGAGCUCACCACCAGCUUCAUCAUGAAAAAGGUGGAGAACAAAGCGGCUUUGGCCAAGAGCGCAGAGGCUCGCUACCAAGAACGAAACUUGAUGGACCAACAACAGCAGCAACAUCAGCAGCAACAACAUAUCAAGGGCAAUGGAGGAGACGCAGUGGAUCAGGAUGAUAGCUGGUAUUGCCUGCAAAAGGAGCUUAAUCUUAUGAAUAAUGAUGCAAUGCAGCAACCGCCUCAACAACAGCUUAAUGGCAACCAGCAGCAUAUGCCCAUCAGCCGCCAAACAGCGCAGCAGCAACAGCAGCACUUUAUGGACAACUCCAACUCCAACAAUAUGAUGAACAACAGCAACCACAUGUCCGACCUGUUUCCCAACGGCUGCAUUGACAAGAGCAACCAAAGCACCACCAGCAGCAGCAACAGCAGUUGCGUUAGCGAAAACCAUGCCGGUUCCAAUCCCGUCAAGACUGUCUCCUCUUGCAGUGGCCAGCGCGAACAGCCGGUGGUCAUUGAUGCUGAGCAACAGAACGAGCAUCCGGCCAUCAGUGAGUUAUUCAGCAGUGACUCGGAUGUACAAAAGUCCGUGGAGACGCGACUGGAGGCAAUGUUCGGAGAGUCACCCGUGCAUCUGGACGUGAAGAGCAGCAGCGAUGCGCACGACAUUGAGUCCAACCUGGAUGAGAUCUUUGGCGAUUCAAAAUCGCCGGCGGUCAACCACAAGAACAAGUUGAACAUGUGGGUGCCAGAUGCCACAUUUAUGCAGCAGACGCCACAGCAACAGGCGCCGCAACAGCAGCAGCAGUAUGCAGGCGCUCAACAACCAUCACAGCAGCAACAUCACAUUGAACUGAACUGCAACAAUAACCCACGCUGGAUGCAAAGCAUGGAGGCGCACUACAGCGACUUCCUCUCCAGCGGAACCAGCAACGGCGAGCUGGUGAACGGAGGAGAGUCGCGGAAACGUAGCUGGGAUAGCCAGCUGAUGGGCUCCGGCAGCGAUAUGGAAGAUGACAACAGCAGCAAACGCAUGUGCACUGCCUCGUCGUCGUCCUCUUCAUCGCCCAUGUCGUCGCAGCAGCAGCAACAUGUCCAAGUGCCUCAGCACGGUCUCCUGGACUCGGACAUGCUGCCAGCUGGAUUCCCUCAGAUGUUGAUGGAGCAGCAGCAACAGCAGGUUCAGCAGCAACACAACUUUUCCUAUGGCAAUAUAAUGGAUCAGCAGCAGCAACAACAGCACCAGCAGCAACACUUCCAGCACAACCUGCAGCAACAGAUACAGCAGCAACAGCACCAGCAGCAGAUGCAUGUCAACCACAUGGGCGGAGCAGCAGUGGUGGCUGGCGGAGAGUACGACGAUGACAUCAGUCGGCAUGUGGCCAGCGCCAUUGACAGCAUCCUCAAUCUGCAGAACAGCGGUGACUCGCUGCAGUUCUCCCUGGGCUCGAUCCUGGGCGACAGCACGCUGGACGAUCAGCGACAGGCAGGCGGCAAUAUGCCCAGCUGCCAGCAGGAGCAGGUGAUUCAGCGUCGCCGCCAACUGGGCGAGGAGAUGAACGACUGCCUGAUCAGUGGCGGUGGUUCCGCAGUAAGUGGAGUGGCGGACAACAGCAGCAACAUACUGCUGGAGCACCACCACCACCAGCAGCAUCAGAUGAUGCAGAGCCACCAGCAACAGCCGCACCUGCAGCACCAUCACCAUCAGAACAUGUCGCAGGCCCAGGCGGAGCAUUUCGGGCAACUGAACGACUUUAGCUGCGUGGCCGGCGGCUUGGACGAUCCGGUCAAGUCGAUAAUGACCUCCUGACUUGGAGCGCCUAGCACCACCGCCGCGGAGAACGCCUCCAACAGUCUGAUACUAGAGUUUAAUGCCACCACCUUGUGAAAAACGAUUGAUAAUAAUGAAUUCCUGAUUGUAUAGAUACCCGUCUUAGUUGUCCUUGGUUAUUGUUUUACCCCCGAGUACAACCUUUAAUUAGAUCUAAGUUGGAACCGUAGCAUAAAUUGUUUUUACUUAUUGUUUGUAUUGUUUAGUCCAAUGUUUUGUACAAUAUUUGACCAACCCUCAAAUUACCAAUUACUUAAUGCAAGGGGAAUGAAGGAGGAGAGAGAGAGAGGUGAACGUGUAGGCAUCGGCAUCUGUAGUACGACAGCCCCAAUAAAGCGAAGAAAGCAAUUGACGUGGUGAAUUGAAAACUAAACGACGAAUAGCAUCAAAUGCUUCUCACAGAGGUACACUAAACGGAACAUAAUAUUAUAAAUUAUAUAGCUACAGUAACUAAGAGAAAGCCCCUAGACAAUUUAUUCAAAUGAAACCAAGAAAAGUACGUAAGAAACUGAAGGCAAUGAUGAGAUGAGGAGGAAUCACGCGCAAAACAAAAGGGAGGGAAAACGAAUUGGUUGUAUAAUUCAUAAUUAAGUUACUUGAAGCAAUUCUGAGAAACAAUUAAAAUCACGUUGCCAAUUUUGUUGUCGUUGGAAUAUCAGACAGAGCAAUUUAUCCGCAUCCAAUCGAUUUUAGAAGCCCAGAUAAAAUAUAUUUAUUUAAGCAUUACGUUGCGAAAAAGUUUUGUACAUAGUUAGAGCAUGCAGCAGUUUCAUUCGCGCCCCCGGCAACUGUCUAAACAGAUUAUAAAUAUAUAUAGCUAAGCAUUUUAAAAGAAAGGAAAUAUCAUUUCAAGCGCUUUACGUACGACUGCUUCUGAUAUUACAGACAAACAAACCAACCAACCAACCAACUAACUAACCUAUUGACGUGCUCAAUUCGAGAGUAAAGAAUAUUUCGGCAUAGCUACGGGUGUCAUUGGAAAGCAAAUGCAAAGAUCUUAGGGAUUAACGAGUACCAACUAUGGCAAACUACGAAGCAAACCAAAAGCAGUUCAAAAAUCACAAUUUUAGCCAAUUUAGUUUAAACAUUUAUAAAUUAUUGAAUCUAAUGUAAUAUCUUAUACACUUAAACCGAUCGAUUGAAGAUGAGUUGAGGAAUGACAGGAAAAACAAAAAAAAAAACAAAACAAAUUAACGAAUCGUAUCAAUUGUAUCUUGAUCUUGCGACAAAUCUGACUUGUGAUUUGUGCCACGUUUUAAAUAUAGAUGUCUGAUUAGCUUGUAAACAUACAUAAUAAAUACGAUUAAAGUCUAUGCAAGAAGCAAAAACGAAAAAGAGAACACCCACACUCAGUAAGCCACUACAAAGCUUAUCCAAAACGAAUCGGAAUCGCGAGUUGAGAGUCGCGAGUCGCGAAAGCAAUUGUAAAUGUUUGGCGUGGGGAGGGCGGGCGCCACGCAUCAAUUACAUACCAAUUACAAUACUAACUACUACUUUAAUACCACCACUAACACACCUACUACGAUACGUACUACCGUGGACGGAAUGCUUGUAUUACGUGUAGUCUGUAAGGGAACUUCGAGAGGUACCAUAUUUUAAGAUGUGCUUCGAUAAUUCAGGCCCCCACACCCAUGAUUCCUAGACCAUAACCCGCACCCAUCCCCAUCUCCCCCGUCUGAGUUGCAUGAUCUUGUAUUUCUAUUUUGAAACUUUCUAGUUAUUAUUCAAAGACAAAUAACUUUGGUGUAAAAAUGUAUAUGUAAUAGCAUAAUUUAAGUUGGCAACCCAAAACUGAAUAAAUUUAAAUCUAUUGAUAGAUCAUUAAUGCGAAUUGUUUUAAGUUGUAUUUAGAACAAAAUCGAACUCAGAACUCAAUCGGUCGCCCCUCCCGCAACCACCUUUCCACAACAAGAACAACCGCAACAACAAAGAGCAGUGUCGUCAUUUGAAUUGUUCAGCUAAAUGUGUCUAAAUGUAAUUUAACAUAAAGAGAAAACUAAAGAUUUUUAAACAAACAUUGUGAGUUUUAAUUAAACAUCAUCAGCAUAGGGAGAGAGAGACAGCAGAGCAAAGGAAACAACUUUAAUAUUUGAUAGUUUAUUAAGCCCAUCCAUUCAUAGUCGUCAUAAACAUUAAGUACAUAAAACAAAGCAAAAACAAAACAAACAAAGGAUUCAAUAUAAAUCUCACUGAAACGCAACAAACCGAAAGCCCAACUGAGAACGAAAACUAAAUAAAAAGAAAAUGCAAUCAAA